AGCGGCCAAUCACCGACGACGUAGAUGGCGCUGUAGUGCUGACGCGAUACGACCCCAAGCUAGCUUGCACUGGGAACAUUUUGCUUCGAGCUCCAUACAUUUCUUCUGGUUCUCUACGUCUACAGUUUGGUUGUGUGCCAGUUCAAAAAGAAUUUCAAAAUUUUUGCCAUCAGGAAAAAAGUUAAAAUGUCGGACAAGCCUAAGCGUCCUAUGUCAGCAUAUAUGCUGUGGCUGAACAGUGCAAGAGAAAAGAUAAAGGCUGAUAAUCCUGGGCUCAAAGUAACUGAAAUCGCCAAAAAGGGUGGUGAAAUAUGGAGGUCAAUGAAAGACAAGAGUGUUUGGGAAGAAAAAGCAGCUGAAGCAAAAGAACAGUACACAAAAGAUCUAGAGUCAUAUAAUGCCAAUGGUGGAGGUGGCGAGGGAGGUGGCAAGAAGGCUCAAAAGCGAGGAAAGAAGGGCAAGAAAGCGUCUGCACCUGCUAAAGCUAAAAAGAAGAAGGAUGAGUCCGAGGAGGAGGACGGUGAUGAGGAGGAGGAGGAAGAAAGCGAAUGAUCUCCCAACCAGCAAAACAAUUCUGUUCAUAUUGAAUAAUUUACUUGGACUUAAUUUAUUACAAAGUAAAAAUGGACUGACUUUCCAAAGUCUGUAACUGCAGUUCACCUUUUUUAUAUUCUGAUAUUAUACAUUUUGAUUUUGUGAUUUUUUUUAACUUGAUUGGAUCCAAUUUAUUGUAACAAUUAUUUGGUCUAUGAACUUGUUGAAUUUUUUCAGUGUUAAUGUAAUACUUCGCUAAUGUAGUAUUAAUUGUAAUAGUUGUAAGUUGACUGCAGAGUUUGGAAAGUUUCACCACAGGCUAGGUUCUAGGUUUCUAAGCCUCAAAAAAAAAUAAUGUUUAAGUGUUAGCAUGUAUACACCAGGGAAUUGUACAGUUAGCCCUCCCUCGUUAAGUUCGCUGUGACUACUGGAUGCUCACAUUUGAGAUGUACGAUUUGGUUUUAUCAAAACUUGUAUGUCUUCAGCUCCCAAUUUUGCUCUGUAUUAAGUUAAAGCUGUGCUUUGAUUUUAAUAUGCCAUUAUUAACUGUACCUAUCAAUGUUGUGUGAUUUCACGUGACAUAACAGUUUUGGUCAAACUAUACCAAUAUGUAAAAUUAGAGACUAUUCAUUAAAUUACUAAUGUUAGUUAAACCUACCUCUUCUCACUGUAAAUUGCAUUGCCGACAAUUGUACCAAACUUAGCUAAGCACUAAAAAUGUCUUGUGCUAGGCAAUUUAAGUAAUUUAGGAAAUUGAUGUGUAUGUUGUAUUUUAGUUAGUUAAUAGGUAGGUUUUCAAUGUGAUUUGUCUCUCAAAUUUUACAUUUGUGUUGUUUGUAAAUGAGAAUUAGCAUUCCUCAUGUCAAUACGGAUUUUACAU
This is a messenger RNA of Chilo suppressalis (striped riceborer), 1414 nucleotides long. The record is from the annotation of a GenBank genome assembly. Lineage: Eukaryota; Metazoa; Arthropoda; Insecta; Lepidoptera; Crambidae.